Messenger RNA from Cinara cedri, 12864 nucleotides. The record is from the annotation of a GenBank genome assembly. NCBI's taxonomy places the organism in Eukaryota, Metazoa, Arthropoda, Insecta, Hemiptera, Aphididae.
AUGUUUGGUUUUUCGUUUAUGUUUAUCGUACUAAUUUCCCUAUGCCGUACUUCUAGACAAGAAGACGACAAUGUACCACUUACCAUUGGUAAGUUAUGUUAAUCACACAUAUUAUACUUAAGUAUAGGUGUAUUUUGCAAAAAAAAAAUUAUUUUAAUUCAUUCUCGUCGGUUUUACAGUUGGAUUGUUCGACAACGAAAACAGCUUCGAGCAACAGAUGUUCGAAUUGGCUGUCCAAAAAGUAAAUAUCGACCCGAUGUUUUCCAACGUCUUUUUAAAAGCCAAAAUACAAAUCGUCGAUUCCACGGACACCUACAAAACCAGUCUGAAAGGUAAGGUACAAAGUAUAUAUAAACAUAAUUUAAAUUAAUUUCAAUAGACUACAAGUAGAAUAGUUCAUACUUCAAAAUCCAAGUGUAUUUGCUACACAGCUGGUAGGUCUAAUGAUUUAAAUUUUUAAAAUUCAUAAAAUUUAACAAAAAUGAAAUUAUCUUGAACGUGGUAAUGAAUGUGUAAAGCCGGUCCCACACGACUCAUGUACUCGUCAAAUAUUUGUCAAUCGUUGUGCUUUACAAGUCGUAUGGGUGGUAUUUAAGCAUAAAUCAUGGCAAAUAUUUUCACUCAUGGUUUCCCAUCGGCUGUUGGUAAAAGCUGUCUUAGUGAAAGGACAAAUUAAAUUUAAAAAUAAUCAUGGUAAUAAUAAAAGUAUACACGAUUACUGAAUAAUCGGCAAAUAUACGAGCCAAAGGAAGAACGAUACAACGCAAACAACGGCGAUUAUGAUCUAUGAACCGAGUAGGUACGCGAGUCGUGUGGGCUUCACGCUUUUUUCAUCGUUUCGCUAUAUUUAAAUAUUGUAUAGAAAGUACCUAUCAAUUGAUUUAUUAUUUAAAUAAUACGAAAUAAAUAAAUUCGGUUAUUAAAAAAUUAAAUGGUAAAAUUAAUUUAACUUUUAACUUUACCUUGUUUAAUACUACAUUAUCUAAUGAUAAAUAUUCAAAUAAUUCUUAUCGCUAGUUGGUAUCACCUCUCGUUUUGUAAGUUCAAAUCUUUAAGUACCGUAGAAAUUUAAAAAAGAAAAUAUAACUAAUAAUGAUCAAAUAAUAUCUGAAUACAGGAGAAAUAUUUUUUUUUAUAUUACUCUUAAAUAAUAUUAAAGGUUUUAUAUUUAAGGUGAUUCACUCAACUGGAAAUCUCAUUAUCUCGGAAACUAUUAACAUUUUUUUUUUGAAAACUUAAGAAUCAAAUAGUUCUAAAAUAUUAUAUCAUCAUUUUUUUUGUAAGUUUUUUUUGUUUUUUUAAAUUUUGGAUUGGAAGAAAGUUAUGGUGCAUUAUUAAUACACCGCGCGUCGUACCACCACACAAAUGAUACUCUACUACUCUCCUCUAACCCAAACUUAAAAGUGGAAUAUCUCGUCAACUGGUUGAUAGAAAUCAACAAUUUCAACACCAAAAUUUAUUUUAAAUAAUACUCCAUCUAUUUAAGGCAUUUUCAAAAUAGGUUGCCAUUUGCAAAUCAAAAAUAAACAGUCAUUUCACCCCAAAAAUAAGGGGUACAAAAAAAAAUUAUUAAGUAAUAUUUUAGAACUAUUUGAUUCUUAAGUUUUCGAAAAAAGUUAAUACUUUUCGAAAUAAUUAUUUUUUGCAGUUGAGUGAAUCACUCUGCAUUGUUUUAUAUCUCUCACUUUGGUUAUGUUAUUAUGGAUUUAUUUUGUUUAUUGAGAUGUGUUUAAGAUGAAUAUAAAAAAAAAAGAGAAGAAAAAAAAGAAACCAUUUGCCGAUUACAAAUUGUUGAGCUUUGGAAACGUAAUAUUUUAAUAAAAAAAAAUAAUUUACUAAUAUUUUUACUGAAGUUCGUUCGCUUUAAAUCAUUGUAAUAACAUUUUUUUUUGCAGUAUGCGAAAAUAUGCAGUCUGGAAUCGGUGCAAUAUUCGGUCCAUCACAUCUCGAAUCGUCAAACAUAGUGCAGUCGUUAUGCGAAACAGUGGAAGUACCACGCAUUGAAACAAGUUGGGAAAAUACACCGAUUGAAAAUUAUAAUUAUUAUUUUAACCCUUACCCUGAACCGACAAUAUUAGCAAAAGUAUAAUAGUAUAAUAUUCAGGAACACAAACGCAAUGAAAUUUUAUUUAAAUCGAAUGUUUUAUUUUAUAGGGUUAUACGGCUAUAGUUCACGAUAUGGAUUGGAAGUCAUUCACGUUGCUCUAUCAACGACCGGAAUGUCUUGAACGAUUACAGGACUUAAUACAAGAUUACUCUGGAGAAUCAAAACCUAACGAUAAACAGGUGGCGGCCAUUUCAAUUCUUCAGCUUCCAGAAGGCGAUAACUUUAGGUAAAUUUUAAGUUUUAAACAUCCACAUUAUAUCAGAAUUUUAAAAAGCUAUGAUUUCGAAGUCAGUCCACUCAAUUCUGAUUCCACAGUUGUUCUUAAAUCAACAAUAUAAAUAUUAUUUUCAAAACGAAAAAAAUUGAAACAUUUGCAUAGAUCAGUUACUAGAUUUGUUCCAAAUAUUUUGUAUUCAACCGAUUUUCGUCAAAAUUUGAUAUUAAAAUUCCUUUAUAAAAAAAAAUACCGCAUUACUCAAUGUUUUUUUGACUAUAAAGUACAACUUUUAAAAUUUUCAAGCAUUUCUAUUUAGUCUAAUAAUUUACCGAAUAAAAAUUACGUAUAAAACACGCAAAAUUAAAAUAUCUAUAAAUAGCUCAAAAAUGGCUAGAUAUUUUUGAAUAUUUUGCCACGUAUAGAAAUAGCAAAUAUAAAGUUUUGUAUCCAAAUUUCAAGUCUCUACAAAUAGUUUUAACUGAAUUAAAACAAAAAACAAAUUUUGAAAAUAAUAAAAGCAUUUUUUUUGUAAAUGUUCCUGUUUUUUUUUACGUUUUAUGCCGGAUUUUCUCAGAAAAUAUGAAAACCGCUUAGAAAAUCAAAAAAUGAUCUCCUUAAAGUACCAUCUAGACAAUAUUUUCUUUCAGAAAAGGUGCCACACUUAUACAUAUCGAAGCAAGAUUUCGGGAAGAAAUUUUUGUCAGAGUAUAAAAAAAAGUAAACAGCAUUGUAAAACCAAUAUAUUUUUCGCUACGCUUAGAAUCUAAAAUUAACCUGUCCCGAGACGUUUUGAAAUAAUCAUUUUUUUUUUUUUGAAAUUCUGUGUAUUUAUAGUGAAGAAUGUAUUGGUUUUUCAAUGAUGUUUAUUUUUUUCUUCUUUUUUGUCUGUAAAUAACUUUUCUAUUAGAAAUCUUGAUCCGAUUUUAAAGUUUAGCAUCUUUACUAAAAUUAAAUUUUAUCUGGGUAGUUAUUUGAGGAGGUCAUUUUUGAUUUUCUAAGCCGUUUUCAUAAUUAUUGAGAAAAGCAGAAGAAUUUACAUAUGUGUAUAAAAAAAAUUUCGCUCCAAAUCGUUUUUCAUUAGCAAUGAUUUAUCGUUGCGUACAGAUAUAAAUUAAAUUCCCAUCUAUAUCCUACCUUCUCAACUUUUCACCUAAAACAGUGGUCCAACCAUCAUACGAAGUGUGUCCUUAUUUAUUUGGUAUAUAUUUGUUAUUCUUAGUUUAUACGAUUUAUUGAUUAAAAAAAGAAAACUCAUAUUUGUGUUUUACGAGCCUUUAAAUUUCUGACGAUACUUUAAUUUUAGGCCAAUUUUAAAAGACAUAAAAAAAUCUUUAGAAGGCCAUAUCGUCCUCGACUGCGACGCGGAUUUAAUAUUAACCGUAUUCAAACAAGCGAAAGAAGUAAACUUGUUGGACGACUAUCACAGUUUUAUUAUUACUUCGUUGGUGAGAAUUAACCCAUAGUAUCUGUACGUUUAUAUUUCAUGCUGUAAUUAAAUCUAAACGGCAAAAUCAUGUUUUGAUCAUAUAGGAUGCGCAUACAGUAGACUUUAGUGGUAUUGUGCACGAUCUACGUACAAAUAUAACGACUGUUCGGUUGAUCGAUCCGUCUAAUCCGCUGGUAGAAAAUAUCGUCAAAGAUUUAAAUUUUGUUCAGCAAAGAAUGAACAUGAAUAUAGAGCCUUUAAAAGCAGAUAAAUUGACUAUAAAUUCCAUAUUGAUAUAUGAUGCAAUACACGUGUUCGCCCAAGCUUUGAAGGGUCUCGGAAUGACUAAAAAAAUCGUCACUGAAUCUCUUCAGUGUUUGAACUCGCCGUUUACGUCAUGGUCUAAUGGUUUUAAACUCAUAAAUUUCAUGAGAGUCGUAAGUAUAAUUUUUAUUAACUUUGGUAACCACCUAUGAUCUAUAUAGAUAUAUAAUAAUUUUAGUUUCUAUCUUUUAGAUUGAAACAGAUGGUCUGUCCGGUAUUUUGCGUUUUAACAACAAAACGGGUCACCGUUCGUACUUUACAUUAGAAAUGGUAGAGUUGGUUGAUACUGGAUUUAAAAAAAUAGGUUUGUGGGAUCCGGAGAGAGGUAUGACAUAUACAAGAACUAGCCAAGAGAUGCUGCGUGAUUUAUUUGUAGGAAACAAAAACAAAACAUUUAUUGUUGCAUCAAAAAUUGUAAGUUAAAUUACGUUAAAAUAAAUAGUUAAUUAAUCAACUUAUCUAUUAUAAAUAGAGAUAUAGUCGAACGUAUACAUACUUCAUCUGCCUAAACUCAAAACUUUUUUUCUUGAAACGCGAGUAUACGUUCACAGAAACGCGUAUACUUAGUUAUUAUUCGCAUACCUAUACGUCUUUUUCAUAGAUAAUUAUUAUUAAAAUAUCGUAUAUUGAUGCAUGUUAUCACAACGAUUCAACAAUAUACGAAAAAAGAACUUUUUAUUUGUUUUGCUUCAAACUGUUGUUGAUAACUAGGACUCAGAACUUAAUGCUCUUAAAAAGUACUAAAUAUAAAUUCAUUUAUGUAUUUAGAAAAGUACAAAUUAUCUUUAAAAAUAUGCACUCAUAAUUUUUGUUUUUUUACACAUAGUAAAAUCGUAUUUUGAUAGAAGCUGUUAGACAAAUAUUUUAAAAACACAAUACAAUAAUGAAUACCCAGUGAGGCGAUGAAAAGUUUUAUAAUUCACACACAUAUUUAUUUAUUACUAAAUUAUUAAUUAUCAUAAAUCAUCAAAUAUGCAUCUAAAAAUAUGAUAAAGUUAAGAAAUAUAUUUUUAAAAACACAAAAUCACUAAAUAUGCAAAUAUAUGCACCAUAAACUUUUGACAUGUUUUUCAUUUUAGCGAUUUCUAACUUACUUAGCAAUAAAUCUAAUAGCUCACACACGAAUGCAUGUUCCAAGCCCUACCGAUAAGUCUAUCGAUAAUAACCAAUAGUAUUUUUUAGAAAAGGUUUUCUAUUAAAGCUAUUAUUUGAACAAAUUUUAAAAUAUGGUUGUUAUUUCCAUUGUUAGACAGAACCGUACUUAAUGCUAAAAGAAGGUCAUGCUAAACUAGUCGGGAAUGACAAGUAUGAAGGAUACGUGGCGGAUCUAAUACAAUUAAUUGCUAAGGAAAUGAAUAUAACUUAUGAAUUUAAUUUGAUAAGUGAUGGAAAUGGAAAACGCGACAAGAAGACAAACAAAUGGAAUGGAAUUAUUGGCGAAGUACAAGAAAUGGUAAUAUAAUUUAAAUAUAAUAUAUUAUAUAAUUUAUUUAUAUAAGUAAUCUUGCGUCCACAUUUUUCAUUGAGAUGCUUUAUUUUAAAAUUUCUAUACUACAUUAACACGUUUCGCAGAAAAAUAUUCAAAAAUUUCAAAAUCACAUAAUACAAUUUAAUAUAUUAUUCUAUGUAUAAUUAGCAUACCCAAAGCUAUCACUAACACAAAACAAAUUCACAGAGAGCUGACUUAGGUGUGUGUGAUCUAACAAUUACACAUGAAAGAAGGUCUGCCGUGGAUUUCACUAUGCCUUUUAUGAAUUUGGGUAAGUAGGAUGCUUUAGAGAACCCUAUAGAAAUGCUUAUAUAUUUUCUGUAGGUAUCAGCAUAUUGUUCAGUAAACCUGAAGAACCGAAAACCAAUUUGUUUUCGUUCACCCAACCUCUUUCCUUUCAAGUGUGGAUAUUCACAGCAACAGCUUAUUUAGGCCUAUCUCUAGUAUUGUUUUUCUUAGCCAGGUAAUUUAUUUAAUAUUAACUUAUCUAAUAAAAAUUAAAUGUUCAAGUAAUAUACUUCCCCUCAUUUAUAGAAUUACACCUAACGAAUGGCAAAACCCUCAUCCAUGCAAUCCGCACCCAGAAGAAUUGGAAAAUUCUCUCUCGCUACUUAAUUGCUUAUGGUUUUCAAUGGGUUCUAUUCUUUGUCAAGGCAGCGAUAUUCUGCCAAGGUAAAAAUAUUUUAUUCUUAAAAUUAAAAUUAAAUUAAAAAAUAAAUAAACAGCAUUUUAUUUGUAAACGUUUAGAGCAUUUCCAACCAGACUAUGCGCUGCCAUGUGGUGGUUCUUCGCUCUUAUUAUGACUCAAUCGUAUACAGCUAAUUGGACAGCAUUCUUAACGUCAAAUCGGAUGGAAACUCCGAUAAAAAAUGUUGAAGAUCUUGACAAAAAAGGAGGUACUGGUUCUGACGCCAUUAAAUAUGGAUGUGUAACUGAUCAAUCAACUGCCAGUUUUUUUCAAGUAAGUCUUACAUUUUUUUUUUUUGGGGGGGUGGAGCUUGAUAUUUAAAUACAUUUACGAAUACGAAUUAAACGAUGUUGAUCAUAAAAAAAUUAUAUAAUUUGUACACGAUAAGGUUAUUUCGUUAACAUUGUUAGGAAAACACUGCGAUCCGAAUGUUAAAGUUGAAUUUUGCAUUAUGGAAAUAUCACAGAUUUAAUAUCUAGAUUUGAGAGCCAGUUAAUUACUUUUGAGGUGGAGUUUAUGAUGUCUUCUCAGCUCUAAUCAGACAUCCUCUUAGAUUUUAAUGCAUUCAUUGAAUAGGUAUUUAGGUAUGUGUGAUGUUAUUGUGUUGGAUCGUCAUAGUUGAAAUUUGAAGAGACCACAAUUCCCAUUUAUGAAGCAUAUCGUUGCAUAUCGUAUGACUGGUUCUAAUUUUAUUUUUUUAGAUUCUGAGUGUAGCGGAAAAUGUAUUGGUUUUACAAUAAUGUUUUUUUUCUUUUCUUUUUUUUUAUACUGUGUAGAAAAAUUGUACCAAAAAUCUUGCUCUGAAAUAUCAAGUAUAACAUCUUUUCUGAAAGGGAGUUUUCCUGGGAUGGCACUAUAUAAUAAAUAGGAAAAAACGGUAAAAUGUACGAUAUUUAGGUAUUAGUAAAACAAAUAUUAUGGCUUUUUUUUCCUACAAAUAACUUUUCUACCAGCAAAUUUGAUUCCAUUUACAAUGAUAGCACUUUUUCUGAAAGGAAAUUUUACUGGGGUAAUACUUUACAAAGGUCAGUUUUUGAUUUUCCUAGGAGUUUUUACAAUAAAUUGGAAAAACAAACCAGAGAAAAAUGGGAAAGUAGACAAAAUAUUAAACAAAUAUUGUUAAAGAAAAUAUAUAAUGCAUAUGCAAUUAUGUUACCAUAAUGUGACAUAUAUGUAUAUUCGACUUGCCUGUAUGUUUUAUUUUCUAUGUAUUCACUCCAAUUGAUCUUCCACAGGUCCUCGAGAUUAAAUGUACUUAGAUGAAAUUAUGUUACAUCACUCUACUUUGGUUUUUAAGACUUAAAUUAUUGUUUUGGUGAUUUAUUUAAGAUAUUGUCGAUUAGUAGAUUUCUGACACAGUUAGAGUCAGUUAAUUUUCUAAUAAUGUUUGUUGCAAUUUGUUGACGUUUAAAUUUGGAUCUCAAACAUAAAAUCGUGUUUGAGAUAAUUAGGAGCAUUUAUUAGUGUGCUUUUUAGCACCUGAUAUUAUUCUUAUUUUUUCAUUAAUAUGGAUAUCUAGUAUCUACUUUUAUGUCUUGUGCACUUUUUUACCACACUGGAAAAUAUUAGUCACCGGUUGAAAUUAUAUCCAGUUGCUCCCCAGGCCAUUUCAGCCAGUUUUAUUAUAACAUUGUUUCUAAUGUAUAUAUAUAUAUAUUAUGUAGUAGAUAUUCGUUUUGAUUUUUGAACAAUUAUAUUCAUGCAUACUAAUUGUUAUUAAGUUGUUAGCGAUAAAGUUGCUUAAGUCAAUGUUAAACUUCAGGAUAAUAAUUAUGACAUACCAAUUGACUAUUAUCUAAUGUUAAUUUCAUAUUUUAGAAUUCUGAUGUAAAUUUAUAUCAAAAGAUGUGGAGUAGUAUGGAACUAAAUGGUGACUCGGUAAUGGUAUCGGACAACAAACAGGGAGUAGAUCGGGUGAGAAAGGAAAGAAAUCAUUAUGCGUUUUUCAUGGAAUCAAGUUCUAUUGAAUACGAAGUGCAGAGAAAUUGUGAUUUAACAGAGGUGGGAUAUUGGCUGGACAACAAGGCGUACGGUAUCGCAAUGCCAUUCAGUUGAGUAAGAAUUAUUUUUAAACUGUUCAUAAAAAAAAUUUAAUUAAUUUUAUAAAUUACAGAUGCUCCACACAGAACGAGUGUAAACAUGGCAGUAUUAAGACUAUCCGAAUCAGGAGCACUGAUGCAACUAAAAAAUCAGUGGUGGUCAGUAUCUAACGAUAAAAAAUGUAAGGUUGGUACUAAACAAAUAAUUAUUGUUAUUCAAAUGUUUGUAACACAACAUGACAUUUUAUAAUUUUUAGACUCUGCUCAGGACCAGGAAAGGCCCUACUGUAUCCCUUAUACAGCAAUUAAUUUUAUAUAUUUCAAAUAAUACUUAUUGGAACAGUUCAAUAUGCUAUCUAGUAAAAAUAUAUAAAUAGUAUUUCUCUGUGUUUUCUCAAUUCUAAUAUCAAGGUUAAUAUUUACCCCUAAACCAUAAGGAAAAAUUUAAUUUUCGUUUUCUUUUCAAUAUUGUUAAAAUAGCCACUUUGUAAUAGAUAUUAUUCUAAAAGUUGUAUCGUAUAUACAUAUCCAAUAAAUAGUUUCUUAGUAAUAGCUGUUUUAAUUUCUAGUUAAGGAAUUUAAAUUACUUUUACUAUAAUGCUGCGAUUUCGAUUUCUUAUUACUUAAUGUAGUGGUAACCAAUUGUUACUGAGUAUAAUUUUUUCUCUAUAAAUUAAAACGGCUGUUACUAAGAAACUAUUCUUCAUAUAUGUAUAUAUGAUGUAGGUAUUGUUUAUAGCAGUGAUUGUCAACCUUUUUGUGUUCACGGCUCCUUUUGAUUUUGAAAUAAAAUAUACGGCUCCCAUAUAAACAUUUAAAAUAAACAAAUUUACAUUAUUUAAUCAUUUUAAUCUAACUUUAUUUAAUGAUCAACUUGUAAUUAUUAAUAAUAGGAAACAAUUUUUUUUGAAAUUUAUUUUGUUAAAAUUAAAAAAUCAAUACAAUAAUAAUAAUUUUAAUAUUCAAUGGGAUGGCAGUGCUUGUUUUUAUGCAUAAUAUUAUCAAAUCAUGGUAUAAAUUUUGAAAGCGUGAUUCUCAUUUCCUUUUCGGUAUUCAUUUGUACCCCCUAUAUUUAGUUUUAAUUACUGUUAAGGCCGAAAAACCCGAAAAAAAUUGUUAAUUCUGACGGUAGGUCAGUAGUAAAAGGAUCUUUAAUCCAAUUUUGUUGUUGAUUGUCCUCGGGAAAAUAAUUUCGGAAGUGAACAAUAAGUUGUGAUAAGUGUUCCGUGAAUAAUAAUUUGAUAGAUUGUAUUAAGUUUAAAUUAUUUUCAUGAAGAAACAUUUACAAUGUGGGGAAACAGUCAUUUAAAGCACCUUCAUACAUUUUAUUCUUCCACAAGACUAAUUUCCGUUUAAAAGAAGUAAUUUUUUCAGUUAACUGCAAAAUUUGGGUCUCAUUACCUUGUAAAGAUACAUUUAAUACAUUGAGUUUUUCAAAAAUAUCACAUAAGUACGAUAGUUUUUUUAAAAAAACUUUAUUUUCAAAUUUUUCUGUCAGUUUGGGUUCCGUUUUUAAAAGAAUCUAGAAUUGAUUAUUUAAAAAUAGAUAGAUUUGUUAUAGUAGAUCGACCUGUACGAAAACCGUACUGUUCAUUUAUAAUAACGUUUUUACAUAUAGGGGAUAGACUUUUAUUUAUCAAUUUAGAGAAUAGCUUAGAUAUAAUUGAGAUUUUCGAAAUUGGAUGAUAAUUUAAGACAGAAUUUCUACUUUCUUUUUAUGGAUAGGAGAUAUGAAAGAGGUUUUCCAUUUAUUAGGGAAUACACCUGUAUUAAUAGAUUUAUAUUCUAAUAAUUUUAAAACCCGUGUUAAGACAUGUGGUUCAAUGUAUUUUUAAGAGCCAAUUUAAACAUAAUUAUUCAUAUUUUACACAAUUAGUAUUGGGAAAUGCGUAUAUUAUUAUUAUAUAAAUGAUGAAAAGCAAUUUAUAUUGUAAGGAGAGAGGAUAAUUGAAGGUACCAUUAUUUUAACUAAAAUAAAAUUACUGGUACCUAUGAAAAAUUUACAAUUAAGUUUAGUAUUUAUUUUAUACAUUUUAGGGUUCCAAAAUAAUUAAUUUACAAUUUUUCAUUUUCUUCAUUUCGUAAAACCAUUAAAACAAAAUUGGAUGGUGUCAGUCGCAGUUCUAGCGUAUGGACAGGAUGGGCAACUGCCCGUACCAACAUUUUCGUUGUUCGCCACGAAAAAGUUUAAAUAUUUAUUUAGCUUUUUUUUCAUUAUUGUAUUACCUCGAUAAUAGAUUCCAUAAGUGUACAUCAUAUUCUUCCUAAAAAAGAAAAUCAUAUUUUGUAUAAAGAAUAAACCGAUCUAUACUUUAGAUUCUGAAUCAACCGAGGAAUUUAUUGACAUUCUUAUAUUUCUUUGCUAUUCAUAGUAAACAACUUUGCUAUCUUGUUCCGACAAUUAACUUAUUUGUAGUUACACGGGUGGUUUCCUGUAGAAAAUAUUUUCCAGUAGGUGCAUUGGGUAGUUUAUUUUUUUAAUCUUCUUGUAGUUUUCAUGCUAGUUCGAAAAAUGUAGGAAACACGGGGAAAUAUACGCAACAAUGGUUUCUGCUGUUUUUAACUUUGUUUUCUUACAGCUAUCGUAAUUUAAUUAAUAAUAAUUAUAAAUACUUGAAAAUAUGUUCAUCCAAUUAUUAUAUUAAUUCUUUUUGAAUGUAGUAAAAUUUCUAAGGAAUUUUGAACUAUUUAUAGGUGGCAUUUUAAACUGUAUAGUUGUUUUUUUUUUUGGUUUUAUGUAAAUGAAAUUGUUUUGGCCGAACAGAAAUGCUCGAAAAUUUAAUACAAAAUUUUUUUUAUAUUGGUAAAAAAAAAUUAAUUCAAAUUUUAACGAAAAUCAUAAAAUCAGGGUAUUUAUCAAAACACGUGCGUAAUGUAUAUUAUUCUUUAUAUUAUCCUAUCUUCAAAAAACCAAUCUACAUCAGUAGUAAACUCAUCAGCAAUAUCAGCUUUUUAUUUUUCGUAGUUUUUUUGGGGAGGGGAGGGAGAUUAUUGUGUGCUAAGGUAAAAAUAAUUUGAAGAUUAAAGAUUUAUAUUGCACCUAUGUCUUACUUGUAAAUUAUAAUUAUAAUUGUAUUGUAAAAUAUUCAUGCCCGUACGAAAUAUGAUUCCUAAAACCGCAAUUUAUAUAAAUUUAAUUAAUUUUACAUUUAAAAACCGUUGCUUCUUUGAAUAAGUAAUAAUCAAUGAAUCGCCAAUGUAUUAUAAUAUUAAGAAUCAAAUAAUUCUUUUUUAAAAAAAAAUGAAUUUAAUAUUCUAGGAUCCAAAAAAAGACUCAGCAGCGCUUGAUGUUAACGAAGUCGGUGGUAUGUUCGUAAUUUUAAUAUUUGGCUGCCUAAUAGCUUUCCUAUUCUCUAUACUUGAGUUUUUAUGGAAUAUCAGAAAAGUAGCUGUUGAAGAAAAGGUAACAUAAUUCCGUAGUAAUUAUUUUAAUUAGUUAAAAUGUGUGUAAUGUUUUUUGUCGUUAUAACUUAAUUACGAUAUUAUUAUAUUGUAAGUACUUAAAUGAUUUAAUAAUUUAAAUAUUACUUUAAUAAUUGGUAGAAAAAAGACAUAUAUACCUAUUUAUAGGUACCCAAUUUUGGAUACAUCUAUUCUAUUAUUACAGUAUUUUAAAUAAAUUACAAAGUUAAUUUGCAUACAGUUUCAAUAAUUAUAAAAAAAUAAUUUUAUUAUUUACUGUUAUUUUAGCUUAAUAUAAAAUUAGUAAUUAUUUUAAAUUAAAUAAAUUGGAACAUAAACAAUUUUUUACAUACUAUAAGACAUACAGUUUGUCAAAAAUAUAAUUUUUUUUAACGAGAUAAUUUCACAAUUCGUGAAUGUGUAUGAAUCGUGAAAUUGCAAUAUCUACCUAUCAUUUCACUUAAUAUUCAAACAUUUUUUUUUUUUUUAAAGUUUUAAUACAUAAUAAUAAUUAUAAACCUCCUACAUUAUUUUUCUAUAGGUACAUAUCUGUUUUAUAUGUCAAAUAUUAUGUUUAUUUAUAUUAUAUUAUUAUUUGUAUUAUUAUAUCAAUACCUAUACAGGACUAAUAAAUAUAUCACACUUAGUUAAACAUAUCCGACCACAGUAUUCAGUGCAAAUCUAUUUUUAUAGUACAUACGAUUAUUAUAUACAUUUAAUGUAAAAUAUAUCUCUGUUUGGCUAAAUAACAAUGCACGAUCUUAAAAUAUAUACAUCAGAAAUAAUAAUGGUAAUUAAAAAGUCCGAACGCCUUCGUUUGAAUCAUUAAAAAAAUUAUUCUGUGUACCUAAAUAAGUGAAUUUCAAAAAGAAUCUAUAUUAUAUAACUAGUCUUGUUAAAUGCAGUAGUUUUUACAAAAACAGUGCUAUAAUAAUACUAUAUAUAUACUAUAUAGUAUAUAGUAUUAUAGUGUAUAUAUUUGUGUAUAGUUUCUUAGUAGUCACCUAUACGAUUUUAUUUUCAAAAAUAAUCAUUUACUAUUUUUCAUAUAAUUAUAGUUGACUCUAUGUGAAGCGUUUAUGGUGGAGCUGAAAUUCGUGCUAAAGUGCCACGGAACUUCCAAGCCAGUGAGACGUAUCGAAGACAGCUCGUCAGAUAUAACUGACAAAUAA